This is a messenger RNA of Protopolystoma xenopodis, 1236 nucleotides long. NCBI's taxonomy places the organism in Eukaryota, Metazoa, Platyhelminthes, Monogenea, Polystomatidea, Polystomatidae. The record is from the annotation of a GenBank genome assembly.
AUGUCCCUGGUGGACCCUGGACUUUCCGUGCAGUCUGUCACAGAGCCUCUUCUGUCUCAAUGCCAUUUUGGACUGCCAAUAUUUUGCCCAAAAUGCAAUUUGAAGACCCAUUCUGAUUUAGAACUCCGUAGACAUGCUCUGAAUGUUCAUUUGUCGAUGGAAGAUAAUGGUCUCCAUACCAGCUCAAAUUUUAGCUGCCGACUAUUUAGUGUAAUUUUGCAACAAAAUAUUGAGUUGUCAUUUGACGAAGAAUCAAGGCCCUGUCGUGGAGUUGAGGCUCCGGGAAAGGCUCAACCUGAAUUACUUUCUUCCAUUGGUAUCGCAUAUCCUCGAUGCCCUUCUUCCAAUUCUGUUGGAAGCAAUAAUGCAUUGACACCGGUUUCUGAUACUCAACCGUCCAAACACUCAUUACCUCUUCCGAUUGUGGAUGCAAGCAAAUCUUCAAGAUCAUCUUGUUCUUCUCCAGAUGGUUCUUCUUCAGUGGCCAAUGGUUCAGUAUCAAUCUCUCCUCGACCUUCGUCGCCUCCAAUUAUAUACUCGUCACAGAUUAAUAAGGUGGACAUCAAUCGAGGAUCUUUCUACCCUCACAAUUUUCCUCGCUCAAACUUUCAUAGUAGUGCAUCUCAAGGGAAAAUGCAGUCGCAAAUGUCUAGGUUUAAUCUUAUUCCUUCUCAGCAUACUAUUCUUCCCACAAAUUCUAAACCGUCUUCAAUUCUUCCUCAUCAUCUACCUGCUAUGCACGCCAGUCGGCCCGCCAACCUUCCAAAUAUGGCUAAUAGUGAACUAAAGAAUCCCGACGGGUCAAUUCGUCUAUUUGGCGGCUAUCCUGAUUGGACUCGGAUGCUUGCUAGAUCAGACAAGAAGUUCACUUGCACUGUUUGUGAAAAUAGUAACGGCCUCAUGUACAAUGGUCGUACUGAAGCUGUUUUUCACGCUGUAACCAGGCAUAUUCUUGCAAACGAAGUGGAACAUGAUCUUUCUUACUAUGGCUUUUUGACGGCUGAUGUCAAAAAACGAAUUGGUCAUUUGUUUACUGAUGGUAUGCGUAUUCGUUCCGGAGUGCAUUAUAAAGAUGCUGAAUGUGUAGAAGCUGCUCUCUUCCGUUCUGUUGAGCUACAUCUUCGCUACAAAUCUUUGGAUCCGGCUCAUUCGGAUGCUCCUGAUAGGUCGAACAACCACAUAAUUUAUUCUUGCCAUGGAUGUAGAGCUACUUUCAGAGAUUCUCAGGUAAGUUGA